Messenger RNA from Apis florea (little honeybee), 1396 nucleotides. Its product is annotated as dnaJ homolog subfamily C member 8. The record is from RefSeq and is a predicted model, not a curated record. Gene Ontology annotation, cellular component: nucleus. NCBI's taxonomy places the organism in Eukaryota, Metazoa, Arthropoda, Insecta, Hymenoptera, Apidae.
CAAAAAUGAAUUUACUCGAAAUGUUAAGAUUUAACAGGCGGCACUACUAACAGCAUGGAAGUUAGUAACAAUCAAAAUGGCUGCUACCAACUCGAAUAUAUCCAGUGAUAGUCCAACUAAGAAAGAAGACGAAUUCAAUGAAUUUUAUUCCGAAGUAAAAGAAAUAGAAAAAAGAGACUCUGUCUUAACUCCUAAACAACAAAUCGACAGAUUAUUACGACCUGGAUCGUCUUAUUUUAAUUUAAAUCCUUUUGAAGUAUUACAAAUUGAUCCAUCCACUUCUAUAGAUGAAAUCAAAAAAAAAUAUCGACGUAUGUCAAUUCUUGUACAUCCUGAUAAAAAUCAAGAUGAUGCAGAACGUGCACAACAAGCAUUUGAAAUUGUUAACAAAGCAUGGAAAACAUUGGAAAAUGAAGAAACUAGAGCUAAAUGCAUGGACGUUAUUGAAGAAGCAAAAGCUAGAACUGAUCAUAUGAUUGCAGAAAAGAAGAAGAAAAUGAAAAAAGAAGGAAAAACAGAAAGUGCAAAUAUACUUGAAGAAGAAACAGAAGAAGGUUACAAGCAUGCAGUUUGGGUUAUGACAAUGAAACUCUUUGCUGAUAUGGAAAGAAGAAGAAGAGAAUUAGCAACUAGAGAUGCAGAACAACGUAAAAGGAAACGAGAAGAAGAAUUAUCUGCAGAAGCCCAAGCUGCAUUAGAACGUGAGUGGCAAAAAAAUUUUGAAGAAUCUCGACAAUCAAGAGUUGAUAGUUGGAAAGCUUUUCAAUCUGGUGCUAAUGCCACAAAACAAAAAAAAGCAAAAAAAUUAAAAGCUUUUAGGCCUCCUAAAACGAAAGCUGAAUCACGAUAAUUAUAUAAUUGUUCCUGAUGCCUGACAUAGAUUCUUUCAUUUGAUAUAUUUCAUAUUUCUUGCAAAAAAAAAAAAAAAGUAUAGUUUAAAUAGCAUGUUCUCACUAUGUGAUAUCAGAUUUCUGAAUUUAUUAAAACUAAUUGGAAUUGUUCUUGUUUAAAAUUUAUUUGUUAAUUAAAAAUUUACGAUUUAAAUCUAGUUAAAUAUACAUCAAAAUCAGGUAUCAAAGUAGAGAAUUAGUUGUAAACAGAAUGAAUACAUUGAGCAGCAAAGUGUGAGUAUGGUUAAUGUAUGUAUCUCAAGAAUAAUUUGUAUGUUUGUUGAAUGUAUAUGUAUGUAUGAACGUAUAUAGUUGUGAUAUACUUACAUGGCCCGAGUAAGUUCAACUUUAAUAUAAUACCUUAACCUGAUCUAAUUAUUGCAUAAAACUUAAGAUUAUAUACAUUUGUAUUAUAAAUUGUUGGAUAACAAAUGUCAAUUUUAUGAUAUACAUGUACCUCAUAUUUUUAUCUGAAAUAUACAAUGACAUGAUACAAUACUUUGAAA